UCUCUCUAUUGACUGUUUGUGUGUGUUCAUAUCAUUUGUUGUAUAUCUAACCAUUCUUUUGUAAUAGUUUUUUUUUUCUCUUCAGAUAAAACUAGAUUUGUUUUCAUUACAGGAAAACCAAAUCAUGGUUUAUCAAGAAACUAGUUUCCAGCCUAACCCUCAACUUCCAGAUCAAACCACCUUAAAGAAGUUGAUCUUAGUGGCCACAAUCGCCGCCGGAGUACAAUUCGGGUGGGCCCUACAGCUCUCUCUCCUAACCCCAUACACACAGCUCUUAGGCCUCAGCCACAAAUGGGUGUCCUUCGUCUGGCUAUGCGGGCCCAUCUCGGGCCUUAUAGUCCAGCCAAUCGUCGGCCACCACAGCGACAGGUGUACAUCUCGUUUCGGAAGGAGACGCCCCUUUAUAGUAGCUGGUACCCUUCUCCUCUCUAUAGGUGUCCUCCUCAUAGGCUUCGCUGCAGAUAUAGGCAGAAACUUAGGCGAUUCUUUAAAACCGGGAAUCAAACAUAGAGCAGCCACGAUUUUCAUACUCGGGUUUUGGUUGUUGGAUAUUUCGAAUAAUAUGAUCCAAAGCCCGUGUAGGGCCCUCUUGGCCGAUAUCUCGGGCGACAGUGACGCAAUGGUGACACUCGGCAACGCCCUAUUCGCCUUCUUCAUGGCCGUCGGAAACGUUUUAGGGUACGCCUCGGGUGCGCUCGAUCUCCACCGUUUUUUCCCGUUCACGAAAACGAACGCUUGUGAUACAAACUGCGCGAACAUCAAGACUUGCUUUUUACUGUCCGUUUUCUUCACGACAUUUACUAUAUCUUUGGUGGUGUGGUACAUAGACGAGGAGAGGCUCGAUCCUGCGUACAUGCAGUACAUGCAAGACGGGUACAACAACGCCGGCGAGGCGGCGUGGGCCCAGCCGCCGCAGCCCUCGUUCUUCGUGCAGAUAGCGGUGGCGGCGAGGAGCACUUCGAGGGCGAUGUGGGUGUUGUACGUCGUGACGGCGCUCAACUGGAUCGGGUUUUUCCCGUUUCUUUUGUACGAUACGGAUUGGAUGGGGAAGGAGGUUUUCGGCGGGAAAAUCGAGGGGAGUGCAGAGGAGCUUGGUCUGUACCAUCAAGGCGUUCGACUGGGCUCGUUGGGGCUAAUGAUGUAUGUUUUAACGAUGGGGGUCGUUUCGUUGUUUUUGGAGGGGUUGAUUGGACUAUUGGGGGGCGUAAAACGGCUUUGGAGCUUUACGAAUUUCGUACUUGCGGUCUGCAUGGGGUUUACGGUGGCGAUUUCUUACGUGGCUGUGAGUGCAAGAGAAGCUGCUGUGGUGGAGAGAGGGACUCCACUUGUUUCACCUUCUCUUGGAGUGAAGCUUUCUUGUUUUGCUCUCUUUGCUAUCUUGGGCAUACCACAAGCGGUUACUUAUUGCAUCCCUUUUGCUCUAGCUUCUAUAUACUCCAAAGACAGUGGCACUGGCCAAGGCAAGCACACAAUAAUUCUUCUAUAAAAAAAAUUACCUUUUUUUUCGAUUUUUUUUCGUUUUUUUUUUUUCCGAUUUUUUAGAU
Messenger RNA from Erythranthe guttata (spotted monkey flower), 1544 nucleotides. RefSeq names its product sucrose transport protein SUC8. Gene Ontology annotation, molecular function: sucrose:proton symporter activity. Gene Ontology annotation, biological process: sucrose transport. The record is from RefSeq and is a predicted model, not a curated record. Lineage: Eukaryota; Viridiplantae; Streptophyta; Magnoliopsida; Lamiales; Phrymaceae. Gene Ontology annotation, cellular component: plasma membrane; vacuole.